Messenger RNA from Rhagoletis zephyria (snowberry fruit fly), 435 nucleotides. The record is from RefSeq and is a predicted model, not a curated record. Lineage: Eukaryota; Metazoa; Arthropoda; Insecta; Diptera; Tephritidae.
AUGUUACCGUGUUUUAUUGUAGUUUUGUUGGGUUUCCUAAGUCAAGGAAGCGAAGCCCUGCCAGUUCACACUGAAGAUGUUCCACUAGAAAUUCAAGUACUGCAAAACUCAAAGCUUUUUGGUGGUGAUAUGGUUGGAUAUAUUCCCAAGCCUCACUUUUUCCGCAACGCACUGCCAAAUGAUUUGCAAUUGUGGCCCAACGGUGUCAUUCCUUUUGUAAUUGACUCUUCACUUGCUCAUCACCGAGAAAUAAUCUACAAAGCAAUGAACAACUAUUACGAAAACACUUGCAUCAAGUUUAUACCACGCACGACUGAGUACGAUUAUGUCAACAUUACCAAAGAUAGAGGAUGCUACUCCAACGUGGGUCGUGCAGGUGGCAUGCAAAUAGUCUCUCUGGGGGAUGGUUGUCACUUUGUUGGCACUGCCGUUCAU